Molecule: messenger RNA, 1668 nt
Organism: Durusdinium trenchii
Lineage: Eukaryota; Dinophyceae; Suessiales; Symbiodiniaceae
Source: the annotation of a GenBank genome assembly
CUUUGGAACACUUGCAGAACAGGGUAGUCCCGGGUCUGUAUUUCGACCCCAUGACCAUGGUGCUAGAUGAUGGGGACACCCAAUCAUUCACCCAAGUGAAUGCCGCUGGCAUUCGGCUCCAAGUUCUGAUACCGAACCUUUCAUAUCCCAUCGCGCCACCUGGAAUGCUUGGUCAGAAUGAGAGACGAGACAGCGAGAUGGGCCGAACUUGGAGGAUCGUCAUCAUCGUUUCAGCUAUUGGUUGUUGUUUGCUGAUGGCUGGCCUUGCCUUUGGAUUCAGUGCAUUGAUGCCAAACUUGCUGAGAAUAGGCGCCUUCCACCAGGUCUGUCCAGAGAACCAUGCUGGCACCUCCUGCCAGGCGCAAAUCUCACGCCUGACGGGCAUGUUUACGUUGACGUCCUCGUUGUUGAACAUUCUCACUUUACCAUCUGGAGCGAUGCUGGACUACCUGGGUCCACGUGUGACGGCCGGAUCUUUUUGUUGUUUCGUCGCCCUGGGGUGUUGGCUCUUCUCGCUGGGUUCAGAUGUGAACUACUACGUUGGAUUCAUCCUCUUAGGAGUGAGUGGCCCCUACAUCUUCAACUGUACCCUAAGCUUCGGGAACUACUUCCCCGCACGCUCCGGGCUCAUCACCGCCAUCCUGGUCGGCUGCUUCGACGCGUCCUCGGGCGACUUUGCCGUUCUGAACUCCUUGAUCGACGCAGGCCUGGCCUUCUCGACGGCCUUUCGCCUGCUGGCGCUGCUGGCGCUGCUGUGCGCCGCGAGCACCUGCGCCUGGCCGGACCGGAAGGUGGACGAGGACGCCUCGCCAGAGGCGGAGCCCUCGGUGAAGGAGCCUUUGAUGAAGCAGAGCUUGUGGAACGUCUGGAGCAGCACGGAGUUCUGGUUACUGACCUAUGCGGCCUCGGUGUCGAUGACCUCCAUCAACUUCUUCAUCGCCACGGCCUACCCGCAGAUGCUCUCGGUGGUGCCUUCGGAGUCGCACGCCGAAAGCCUGAACCGCGAGUUCUCCCGGUUGCUGCCCCUCGGAGGCAUCUUGUUUGCGCCCCUCAUUGGCACGGUGAUUGACAAGGUGGGGGAACCCCUGGGCUAUUUGAUCUUGCAGUGUGCCUAUGCAGCCUUUACUCUCCUCCUGGUGGCCUUCUUUGCCAUUGGCACUGGGACCACCGGAGAUGCUUUGGCGCGCGCGGGCUUCGUGUGCUUUGCCUUUUGUCGGCCGCUCUUGUACACUUUGAACCCCAUGAUCUGCGGGCGGCUUUUUGGGCAGGAGGUCUUCGGGAGGGUCUUUGGGCUGAUGAACACCAUCGCAGGAUUCUGCAACUUAAUGGUGCAACCACUGGCGGCUCUGGCACACCAGCAUGGCUUUCAGGGCAUCAACGUCAUACUGGGCGUCUUGCAGUUGUCCACAGCUGUACUUCCGAUCUGGAUUUUGUGUAGGUCGAAGCCAAAAUUAUCAAAUGCCCUUGGCUAUGGAAUUGCUUGAGUUUCAACAAACUACCCUCCCUCCAACAAGCAUGGAAGUGCAAACACUAUCCAUUCGAGGAAGCUGGUCUUCCAAGAAUCAUACUCUCCCACCUCCAGGAUUGUGGGAUAGAGGGCAGUAGCCGCUGCAAAGGGAUUAUCACGGUGAAGCAAAAGGGCCGGUGGGCGUUGGAGCUCAGUCUGCU